Zychaea mexicana is the source of this 1214-nucleotide messenger RNA. Its product is annotated as DnaJ domain-containing protein. Gene Ontology annotation, molecular function: Hsp70 protein binding. The record is from RefSeq and is a predicted model, not a curated record. The coding region runs from base 136 to 1182 and encodes 348 amino acids. The transcript has 8 exons. Lineage: Eukaryota; Fungi; Mucoromycota; Mucoromycetes; Mucorales; Lichtheimiaceae.
AAGAUAAUGAUGGUGCAAAAAGAGCAGACUGUGUAUCCGCGUGACCCUUGUUCUAUUUUUCUUUUUCUUUCUCUCUUUCUCUCCCUCUGUGCUCCCCAACCCACUUGGACGAUAUCCUGCCAUACUACUUGAUCGAUGGACUAUUACAACAUACUCGAGUUACCACACGAUGCGUCUGAACAAGAUAUCAAGAAAGCAUACCGCCAACUUGCAUUAAAAUACCAUCCUGACAAGAACCAUUCGCCCGAAGCACCCGAAAAAUUUAAAGAUAUUAGUCGCGCAUAUGAGAUUCUGUCGGAUGAAUCCAAGCGGAGGGUCUAUGACAACAAAAUAUCGGGUGCUGCUGCUGCUGCUGCUUCUUCAGACGAGACCCCUUACUUUUUCCAUUCAACGCCAAGGCAACAACAGCAGCAACAGCCACCAUGUAAGCAGAAUCGAUUCAGCUAUACAGACGAUCCAUUCACUGGUUUUCAUUUCCGAUCUCCCGAAGAAGUGUUUGCUCAGUUUUUCGGUAGCCGUGAUCCAUUCGCUAUUUUCAAUGACCCAUUCUUUAAUGGCGCACCAGGUGGUGUUGGUGCUGCUGGAAACGAUCCAUUUGAUUUCCCAUCCAUGUUUGGCCGAACCACAAAAACAACACGACAACCAGGCAGCAUGUUCAUGACAACAAGCUUUGGCGGGCCAGCGGGAGGACUAGGCAGCAGAACAUCAACAAGCACCACAACACGUUUUGUCAAUGGCCAUCGAGAAACAGUAACUAUAUCCACAGUGCAGGACCAGCAUGGAACGCGAAUCAUCGAAAAUUAUGGUCAUGGUCAACGCCGUGUCAUUGACAAUGGUGUGGAGGUGGAAAAUAAUCUUGACGAUCAUCAGCGAAACUAUUCCUGUCUAGGCGAUAGGGAUGCACCGAUUAAUACGAUCCAUCAAGGACAAGAACGUGCCCGACGUCAACCAGAAAGUACACAGCACACCAGGAUACCAGUAAUCAAUCAAGAACACGAUUACGAUACUAGCAGUACCAACAGACUCUCAGGGCAAAUGCCACCGACGAUGAGUUACCCAGGGAAUAAUAACAGCAGCAGGUUGUCCGAUUACCAAAGCAAUGGACUGGAAGCGGGACCCAUUCAUCAGCGUAACGGUGGUGGGCUUUGGUACUCUUUGAAAAGAAUAUUCUGUUGUUUCUAAAAUAAACAAGUAAAAGCCACUUUCUCCAAACA